Messenger RNA from Sebastes umbrosus (honeycomb rockfish), 6322 nucleotides. Its product is annotated as gamma-aminobutyric acid receptor subunit beta-3-like. Gene Ontology annotation, biological process: nervous system process; regulation of membrane potential; signal transduction. The transcript has 11 exons. Lineage: Eukaryota; Metazoa; Chordata; Actinopteri; Perciformes; Sebastidae. Gene Ontology annotation, cellular component: GABA-A receptor complex; membrane; synapse. The record is from RefSeq and is a predicted model, not a curated record. The coding region runs from base 485 to 2128 and encodes 547 amino acids. Gene Ontology annotation, molecular function: GABA-A receptor activity; extracellular ligand-gated monoatomic ion channel activity; neurotransmitter receptor activity.
AGCAUGAUUUCUAACUGCUGACACACACUGUUAAGCCGCGGAUGAGGGACACUCGCUGCUGCUAAUCACUGCUGGGAUGGAGGGGGGCUAACCGUGUGGACAUUUUAUAUCUUUUAUCUUUUUUUUGUGGAAUAAGGAUCAAACGUUGAUGGGACUGUCUGGCGUGCGAAGGGGAAAGAAGAAGCAAUUCAGAAAAUGCAUCCGUGGGCAUCAACUGACAGCAGGCUGGAAGUGAGGUAAAUUUGUUUCGCAGGCCGAUCCACACUGAGGGUCAACAACAGCUAUAUACAACACUUAUCAAGAUCACUGCCACGGCCAUGCCUCGACCAGGAGAUCCCCAUUAGUUCUUACUGCGACCCCAUCGCCUGGGCCCUCUAACGCCCUCAUGACUCCAGGCCGUCUGGCUCACAGCUACUUCUACUACUGUCGGAAACAUCCAGACACGCGACCUGGGGCACCCCAGGGCCACCUUUGCCCUUGAUGCAUGGAUCCCGACAGGACCGGGGGCAGAGGAAUGAGGAGGAACAUGUUCCUCCGGUGGAUCUUACUGCUUUUCUCCCAAGGAUUUGUAUUUCACAACGUCCAGGGGGAACUUCCCUUCAUCUCGGGGAACAACGCUGCCAUGCUGGUCAACUGGAACGCUGUUGAUGGAAACAAGAAGUUGUUCGCCAUCUAUGACACGAGCGUCAAUGAACCAGGCAACAUGUCAUUCGUGAAGGAGACGGUGGACAAACUGCUGAAGGGAUAUGAUAUCAGACUGAGGCCAGACUUUGGAGGGGCCCCGGUUGCAGUCGGGAUGAGCAUAGACGUGGCCAGCAUAGACAUGGUGUCAGAAGUCAACAUGGACUACACGUUGACCAUGUAUUUCCAACAGUACUGGAGGGACAAGCGUCUCGCCUACUUAGGGAUCCCCCUCAACUUGACCCUGGACAACAGGGUUGCCGACAGUCUCUGGGUCCCCGACACCUAUUUCCUCAACGACAAGAAGUCUUUCGUCCACGGGGUCACCGUCAAGAACCGCAUGAUCCGCCUGCAUCCGGAUGGAACCGUUCUCUACGGCCUCAGGAUAACGACAACAGCGGCGUGUAUGAUGGAUCUCAGGAGGUAUCCCCUAGACGAGCAGAACUGCACUCUGGAGAUAGAGAGCUAUGGCUACACCACAGACGACAUCGAGUUCUACUGGAAAGGAGGCGAGUCGGCUGUAACGGGGGUGACGCGGAUCGAGUUGCCUCAGUUCUCCAUUGUCGAUUACAAGCUGGUGUCCAGAAACGUAGUCUUUUCCACAGGUGCCUACCCUAGACUGUCUCUGAGCUUCAAGCUGAAGAGGAACAUCGGCUACUUCAUCCUGCAGACGUACAUGCCAUCGAUCCUGAUUACCAUCCUCUCCUGGGUCUCCUUCUGGAUAAACUAUGACGCGUCGGCAGCCAGAGUGGCUCUAGGUAUCACCACGGUGCUGACGAUGACCACCAUCAACACCCACUUGAGGGAGACGCUGCCCAAGAUCCCCUACGUCAAGGCCAUCGACAUGUACCUGAUGGGCUGCUUCGUCAUGGUCUUCCUGGCCCUGCUGGAGUACGCCUUCGUCAACUACAUCUUCUUCGGGAGGGGCCCUCAGAUGCAAAAGAAGCUGGCGGAGAAGGCGGAGAAGGCCAACAACGAGAGGGCGGCCAAGUACGACGCCGCAAGGGAGGCAGGUAGUAGGACCGCGUCCCUAAAGCGGUCCAAUCAGGUUAAAGGUCUUCGCCACUCACGCUCGGCGGAACCGCACGGCCACGGGAACAUCCUGCUAACCACCCUGGAGAUCCAUAACGAGGUGGCGGGAGGCGAGAUCACCACCAGCUUGGCGGACAUUAGGAACUCUCAGUCCAUGGUGCAGUUGGACAGCACGGCCUCGUCGCACAUCCAGUACCGCAAGCAGAGCGGCGGAAUCGGCCCGCGCUCCGCCAGCAAGCACUCCCUGGACCGGGCCGCCCAGCUGAAACGCAGCCGUCUGCGGAGGCGGUCCUCGCAGCUCAAAAUCAAAAUCCCCGACCUGACGGAUGUGAACGCCAUCGACCGCUGGUCACGGAUCAUCUUCCCUUCCGUUUUCUCACUGUUCAACCUCGUCUACUGGCUCUACUACGUCUGAUUGGACUGUUUUGUUGAGGUGUUCGUUGUUGUUUGAUUUUUUUUUUUCAUUUUGUUUCUUUUUCUUCCUUUUUUUCUGUUGCUUUUAUACAUGAUGGAAUAUGUCGAGUUAAAGACGGCAACGCUUCAAGACAAAAACAAACAGACUGAGAAAAGACUACUGAGUUUUGGACCAAGUUCUUGUCAAAAUUGCUUUUAUAUUUGUCUUUGAAUCCUUAGUACCACGGUAUUUUUAUUUUCUGAAGUAUGUACUGUAAUUGGGACUUGUGACAGUCAUUUCCCAACACUUGCCCUCUCAGUAAUGUGUAAAUAGAGAGAUACAAAGCCAGCAAUUGAAUAAAUAAUACAGUAUUUGCAAAAAAAACAAACACAAUAGCAGUUAACGCAAUGAUUUUUCUAAUCUAAAAAAACAACUAAGAAAACUUUAUACUACACAGGUGGUCAGAUAAAUGCAGGCAAUUCCUAAAAGUCCAUUAAACAAACUAAUGUAUGUUUGACUGGUACCCUAUGCACUAUUAAUGCAUGUAAUGAUCAACCGUAGUGGAAAAACUCUUUUUUUGCCUUGGAUUAUUGUCACAACUUUACAGAUGUGUAUUUGUUUAUAGCGUUGAUAAUAUACAGAAUAUUUGCUAUUAUAUGUCAUGCAUUGAUCUGGUAAACUUUUACCCAAACACAAUAAUUCAAAGUUGAGGAUUUGUAUCCUCUGUUCAGGAACGAUUGUGACUCAGGUUCUGAAUCUUUUGCUAUUGGACAUCUUUUUCUUGACAAAGAAAAAGUAUCCUUUUUUGGUAAUUUGAUAAAGGAGAAGCACAAAUACGAAUAAAACUGCCAUUUUUUCAGCAACAGCGCUUGGAGUGAUAUAGCAUGACACAAUUGCACUCAAAUUUAUUGAACUUCCUCUAAAAAAAAAUGUCUUAUAUUAAUUUAAAACAACUGCCAAGGGCCUUUUGGGCGACACGGUUACUCAACCCAUGAAAUAUUAUGAUAUUUUUGUACUCUGUGUCUUCAGGUAUUCAUUUGAUUUUCCUAACCUGUGUUUUUUUUUGCUCAACAAUAACUGUUGUGGUGAUAGAGUGAAGGAAUGAAACCCAUUUUUUUGUACAUAAGUACAUAGGUGUGUAUAUAUAUAUAUAUAAAUGUAUAUAUAUAUACUGUGUGUACAACCCAAAAAUGAUCUGAGCAUUUUGUGAUUGUCAUACUGGCAGUCAGAAUAUUUAUUGCAAAAAAAAAAAGAUAAAAAAACAGGUCAGUUUCAAGCAUCGGUUUAGUUUUCAAGCAUUUGUGGGGCACUCUGAAUAUCUUCUCAAACACCCGACCAUGUUGAAGUCCACUCUAGAGACUGUACGUAUGUUCACCCUUAGAGCUACUGUAUGCCCCGCCGUACAGCAGCACAUGCAAAUGGAUUUCAUUGAUUCCGCGAUACCCGGUCUGUCGACGAAUAAGCACAUACUAGCGCUGAAUGUAUCAGAUCCAUUCUUCAGGGAGAGGAUAAUGAGCCAUGGUCAUCAUUUCUCCAUCAGAAUGUAACACGCCCAUUCUUACAAAAGAAAGAGAGGGAAGGGAUGGUGCUUUAAGAGUGUGUGCAUGUGCAUGUGUGUGUGUGAGAGCGAUGGGGAAAUGGAUAAGGAGAGCUUGAGAUGGGAAGGGCGUGGGUAGACCAUUUAUUUUCCGUGCUGCUUGCUCGACUAUGGACAAAUGUCAACGUGUAAUAGUUUUGUGGAUAAAAAUAGCUCUCCCAUCCCGCUCUUUUGAUAAACUGUGUGCCAUUCCACCUAAGGUCGCAGAGCAAUCAGCCGCUUAAAACUCACGGACGACGAUGUAAAUUUGUCAUAGAUACAUGACAUGCAUUCACUGUUUGUGCAUGUACAAGAAGAAAAAAAAAAUGAUAACAUUGAGUUCAGAGUUGGGAUUAAUUUAACAAAAAGUUUCAUGUGUACAGACUGAUUGAUAUAUGACUAAGAACUGAAUGUAUUGUACUUGGAUUGUUGCUGCACAAAUGCAAUUUUCUUUCUGGAAACCUCAACCCUGAUUAAUUAGGGCUCUCGUUGAUUCUACAUUCAAGUGACUCCCAAGUUUAUGCUGGUUUCUUGUCCUGUUUUCUACUGUGUAGACGGGGCGCAGUGCACAUAUGAACUGAAAUAAUAUCAUAUAUAAUAAGCCAAAACAUCUUGCUAAAGGUGUGUUCGGAAGGAAUUUGAAGCGAGUUUUCACCUUGCACCAUUCGUACGAAUUUCUGUUUAUUCGCCCCCAAACGGCCAAUGUACCAACUGUGGACGCACUGAAACUCUUUCUAUACUUCCCUCUCGUCUCUGUUUGUUUAUGAAGCAGAUUGGGAUGUGCACAGUUUUUCGGACGCUGAAACAUUUUCAACUCGUGCGGAUACGUUUUCGUGUCAAAUCGUGUCUUUACGUAGAUUUUGUACGCAAUGGCGCCACCACUAAAUAGUCGUUUGGCGUUCUGUCUGAACACACGAUAAAAAGAGGACGUCUUGACUCAAGCACAAAUCAAUGUUUUCCUUCCUGGCUUAAUGGUUCACUUUGUUAAACCAAAACAUCUUACUAAAGGUGUGUUCGGAAGGAAUUUGAAGCAAGUUGCGGCAAUUCGUACACAUUUUUUCGCCACAAACAGCCAAUAUACCAACUGUACCUUAGCGUUAAGUUAGCUAGCAACGACCGCACUGAAACUCUGGUUCUUUCUAUACGUCCCUCUUGUCUCUGUAUGUUUAUGAAGCAGAUUGGGAUGCGCACAAUUUCGUGUCAAAUUGUGUCUUUACGUAGAUUUUGUAAGCAAUUGCGCCACCACUUAAAGUCGGUUGCCGUUCUGUCUGAACACACGAUAAAAGAGGAAAGCGAUGUUUCGUUAUCUCAUGCAUUCCAGGUUGUUAAGGCAUGGAACCAGUUUGUCCAAUGUUGUUUCAAGCCGCGAGGAAAUUCGUACGAAUGAAAGCUCAAAACAGUUUAUGACGCUUCAGUGUCGUACCAACUGUACGUUAGCUAGCAAAUGGACGCACUGAAACUCUGGUUCUUUCUAUACUUCCCUCUCGUCUCUGUAUGUUUAUAAAGCAGAUUGGGAUAUACACAAUUUUUCGGAUGUUGAAACAUUUCAACUCGUGCGGAUGCGUUUUGUGUCAAAUUGUGUCUUUCCGUAGAUUUUGUAUGCAAUUGCGCCACCACUACAACACACGAUAAAAGAGGAUGUCUUGAAUUAAGCACAAAGCAAUGUUUUGUGAUCUCAUGCUGUCGAGGUUGUUGAGGCAUGGGACCAAUUUGUUUCAAGCUGCAAGGAAAUUCGUACGAAUGAAAUCUCAAAAACAGUUUAUGAGGCUUCAGUGUUGUGUAAAUAAGAUAUAAUAAGACAGAUUUCUGCAACACUGGAGCUAGAAAAUAACUGUUUUCCUUCCUGGCUUUACUGGUUGACUUUGUUAAACGAUUACUUCCGGGGUCAAGUUUUUGCAGUUGGUCAUCGUCUGAGUCAUUAUUUUAUUUACCAAACGACAUAGUGCGGUUGAAAAGUGAAAGAGACGGUAACUCUCGAUACUUGUUUAUCAUGCAUGCAACUACAAUUCGUAACUUGGGAAAAAAAAGAAGAUAUUUUGCAAACUCACUCAUGGGAGCUGCCAACUGCUCAUUUUAGAGAUGACAAUACGCCAUGUGCGCCUACAAUAAAAAGAAAAAAAAUCAAUAAAAAUGGUGUUGUAUGGCCUUGGUCCCAUAAUGGAAUGUGAAAUGUUCUGUGCUGCCACAAAAUGUAUUUAGGCUUAGAUUUAUACUGUAUAUCUCUGUAUGUUUCUCUUCCUUUUUCAAUAGAUUAUCAUGUUAAACCAUCGAAUAAAUUAUAUACAUUGUACCUGUGUAUUUGGUAUUGCGAGCAUGCAUGACACUCCGUGAAGAAUCUGCAUAUACUGUACAUGUAGAUGCAAUGAACAGCCAUUUCAAACAUACAUAUAAUAGGAUUUUGAUAUGCCUGUACAUACCCCAAGUCUUGUUGGGAAUAUCUCCUAUUCAGGUGCCCUUGAGCAAGGCACUUAAUCCCCUAUCUGUUUCAGUGCAACUACACAGUUGAAGACUUUUUAUUGCAACUCCCAGUUGGACAUCUUUUGUGUAUGAAGUGAACUUUAUGAAUGUGUGCCAGAGUGUUGGUGAAUAAGAGUACAGUAGUUCCCCGGAUAAAUAAAGACUGAAAGAAGAAAAAGACA